Molecule: messenger RNA, 801 nt
Organism: Musa acuminata AAA Group (dessert banana)
Lineage: Eukaryota; Viridiplantae; Streptophyta; Magnoliopsida; Zingiberales; Musaceae
Product: ethylene-responsive transcription factor ERN1-like
Exons: 1
Coding region: 1-801 (266 amino acids)
Biological process (GO): regulation of DNA-templated transcription
Molecular function (GO): DNA-binding transcription factor activity; DNA binding
Source: RefSeq, a predicted model, not a curated record
AUGUCAGGACAUGGCAUCUUGAACGACAGCCGAAACCAGCAAACCAAGUCGAGCGCCGCCGCCCGCCGCUUCGUCGGAGUUCGACAGCGGCCGUCGGGAAGAUGGGUUGCUGAGAUCAAGGACUCGUCCCAGCACGUGCGACUGUGGCUCGGUACCUUCGACACCCCCGAGGAGGCCGCCCGAGCUUACGACGAAGCUGCGCGUGCUCUGCGUGGAGAGAAUGCACGUACAAACUUCACCAUGAACCCCAACUCCCCGCCGGGCGAUUCUUCCUCCGGCGAUCGCGGCUUCCUGGUGAGUUCUGAUGCCGCCCGCGGAGGAGGCGGUGCGUUGGCUUCAUCGAGAGAGAGGUUGAGCAAGAGCCUCCAAGGUAUCAUGGCGAGGACGGCUGACGGCAGGUCGUCCAAGACGAGGGUGAGCGACCACUCCACCUUCGCAAGCGUCUUCCAUCGCAACAGUGACAGCUUCCAUGGGAGCCUUGUCGACGCGAGGAGCAUCGAGAAAGCGGUGGUGCAACCGAGCUUCAUCGUACCUUCGCAACCGAGCGAAGAGCCAUUCACAUCGGGCUCCGACCAGUUCACCGGCACCAGGCAGCUUGCGACCAACUCAAGGAAAGGAACGACUGAUCCGAUGGAGGAGAUAACUCUGUGGAGAUUUGAUCACGACGAGGUUGUGAGAGAGAAGGAAAGAGAGAUGAGAGGCAGCAAAAGGAUCAAGGUGUCUUCUUCCAUCAUCGUUCCCCCCACGUUCAGUGCAUCUGAGCCUUUUGGCGAUGGCCAAUUAAAUUGUACGAGUCUCUAA